AGCACCACUCAUAGAAAAAGGGGCCAGCGGCCCAAAAUGACUAGACCCUAAACCAUUCCUCUUCUCCACUUCCCCUAUCCCUCCUUUGCUCGUGGAAAAAGCUCGACCUGCUAAUGGCGGCGGCGGCGGACUUCACGCAGAGCAAGCAGGCCAUGUCGUACGCGCUCUGCAAGCACCUGAACCUCGAUCCGAAUAGCAUAUCCAGUACACUUAUCAAGGAGAAUGAUAUUGCGAGCCUAUUCUCACAUAUCGUGACCUCACCGCAGGAUGAGGUCAAGAAGUGGGUUGAGUUCUCCAGCAAUUUUGUUCUAAGUGAUGGAGAACAGCAUGCAUUACUUGGUAAUUUGAAUCAACAUUUGUCCCAGAUGUCGGUACUAUUAGCUGGUUUCAAACCAUCAGCGGCGGACAUUAUUGUGUUUGCAACCGUGCAUGUUUUCAUGUGUCAUCUUAGUGACAGUGAGUUGCAGAAAUAUCCAAAUAUAUUGCGGUGGAUGGACUACAUUCAGAAUGUUGUUGAUUUUGGUAUGACACUGCAAAAGAUAAACUUGACGAAAUCUAUCUUCAACCCACCUGCACCUGCACCUUCUCACCCAAAGAAAGCUGAUAAAGGAGAUGGUGAUCCAAAUUCCAAGAAAGCUGUUUCAGGACAGAAGGUUGCGGAUAAGUCAGAUGUAGCUGCUGACUCCAAAAAGGCUGCAGGGGAGAAUAAGGUUCCUGGGGAUAAGGCAAAUCCUACUUCUACCAAAAACAACAAACCUUCUGGGGAUAAAAAGAAAGUCCAAGAGAAGACUGCCGGCAAAACAGAGGCAGCUGCAGAGAAAGCUCCACAGAAAAGUGCAGAAAAGGAUUCUGAGUGCAGUGUUAGUAUCCUGAAUAUACAGGUCGGAGUUAUUCGCAAAGCAUGGAAACAUCCAUCAGCUGACAGUCUUCUGGUGGAGGAGAUAGAUUUGGGAGAUGGCAAUGUGCGUCAAGUUGUUAGUGGUCUUGCGAAGUUCUUCAGCCCAGAUGAACUUGUUAAUCGCCAUGUUGUCUUGAUCACGAAUGUGAAGCCUGGGAAGCUGCGCGAUGUAAUGUCUGCUGGAUUGGUCUUGUGUGCUUCAAAUAAAGAUCAUACAGUCGUGGAGCCUUUGAUUCCUCCGGAAGGUGCCAAGCUUGGAGAACGCAUUUCUUUUGCUGGGUUUGAUGGGAAGCCGGAAGAUGUUCUAAACCCAAAGAAGAAACAAUUGGACAAGAUAACACCUCAUCUCCGUACCGACGAGAAUGGAAUUGCAACGUUCCGAGGGGUACCAUUCACUACAUCAGCCGGUCUGUGUAGAUCCUCAGUUCCGAAUGCGGAUGUUAAGUGAGCAACUCGUUAAGCAUGCUGAUUUCAAACAUUGAUGUGCUAAGACACAUGCAGAUGUACCAUUUUGUCGUAAUGCACAUAUUAAAUGUUACCAUAUGUUAACAGAGUUGUCAGUUCUUGACUUUUAAUAUCUGAAAACAAAUUUUGUUU
Messenger RNA from Aegilops tauschii subsp. strangulata, 1495 nucleotides. Its product is annotated as tRNA-aminoacylation cofactor arc1. NCBI's taxonomy places the organism in Eukaryota, Viridiplantae, Streptophyta, Magnoliopsida, Poales, Poaceae. The record is from RefSeq and is a predicted model, not a curated record. Gene Ontology annotation, molecular function: tRNA binding.